AUGAAGUUUUUAAUAAUUUCGACUGCUUUAGUAUACUGCUCAGCGGGUCCAUAUGACAUGACCCUUCACUACAAAAAGAACCCGGCGCCAGACGGUCACAGAUGUGGAAUAUGUCCCACUUAUUUUCAGAAGAUCUGCGCAUUCAACUUGCAAACCAAUGCUACAUACAUAUUCGACAAUCAUUGCAUUAUGGACCUGUACAAUUGCAUUGAUGGCACAGAAUUCGUCCCCAUUAAUUACGACAAAUGCCUAUAUUUCGGCAAUUUCGCAUACGUUCAUGGAUACAAGUAUGAAGAUGAAGACUAUGAUGAGGAUCAUUUCAUUGUGAAGGGUUCAAAGAAAAAUCCUGACUUUUUCCAUGAC
Molecule: messenger RNA, 363 nt
Organism: Iphiclides podalirius (scarce swallowtail)
Lineage: Eukaryota; Metazoa; Arthropoda; Insecta; Lepidoptera; Papilionidae
Source: the annotation of a GenBank genome assembly